This is a messenger RNA of Lotus japonicus, 1187 nucleotides long. RefSeq names its product L-galactose dehydrogenase. The record is from RefSeq and is a predicted model, not a curated record. Gene Ontology annotation, molecular function: L-galactose dehydrogenase activity. The transcript is spliced from 5 exons. The coding region runs from base 56 to 1006 and encodes 316 amino acids. Lineage: Eukaryota; Viridiplantae; Streptophyta; Magnoliopsida; Fabales; Fabaceae. Gene Ontology annotation, biological process: L-ascorbic acid biosynthetic process. Gene Ontology annotation, cellular component: cytosol.
UAUAUCCAAAGAAGAUGUAAGAAAACAAAACCCAACAAACAAACAAACCAGAAAAAUGGAGCUUCGUGAACUCGGAAGAACCGGACUGAAGCUCAGCACAGUCGGGUUCGGAGCCUCCCCUCUCGGCAACGUCUUCGGCACCGUCCCCGAAGAACAAGCCAUCGCCUCCGUUCGCUUCGCCUUCCAAUCCGGCAUCAACUUCUUCGACACUUCACCAUUCUACGGUGGAACACUAUCAGAAACAGUGCUGGGAAAAGCACUGAAAGCGUUGAAUGUUCCGCGAAGCGAUUACAUUGUAGCAACGAAAUGCGGAAGGUACAAAGAGGGGUUCGAUUUCAGCGCAGAAAGGGUCACCAAAAGUGUCGAAGAAAGCUUGGAGAGGUUGCAGCUUGAUUAUGUUGACAUUCUUCAAUGCCAUGACAUUGAAUUCGGAUCGUUGAACCAGAUUGUUGAGGAGACGAUUCCGGCGCUGCAGAAAUUGAAGGAAGCUGGGAAGACUAGGUUCAUUGGCAUUACUGGGCUUCCUUUGGAGAUUUACAGUUAUGUGCUGGAUAGGGUUCCGCCGGGAACCCUGGAUGUGGUGUUGUCGUAUUGUCAUCAUUGUAUAAACGACACGACGUUGGAGGAUUUAGUGCCGUAUCUGAAGUCCAAAGGUGUUGGUGUUAUCAAUGCUUCUCCUCUGGCAAUGGGCCUGCUAACUGAGGCUGGGCCUCCCGAGUGGCAUCCGGCUUCGGCAGAACUCAAGUCUGCGUGUCAAGCUGCUGCAACCCAUUGUAAAGAGAAGGGAAAGAACAUUUCAAAGUUAGCACUGCAGUACAGCUUGGUAAAUAAGGAUAUCACAUCGGUGCUUGUUGGCAUGAGAUCUGUUGAACAGGUGGAGGAAAAUGUUGCUGCCGCAAGGGAACUUGCAGCUUCUGGAAUAGAUGAAGAGACUCUAUCAGAAGUUGAAAACAUUCUAAAGCCUGUUAAAAAUCAGUCAUGGCCUAGUGGAAUCCAGCAGAGCUGACUUUUUUAAUUCUACUGCUUUGUAUUCCUUAUGAAGGAAUGCAGUGUGCCCAUUUCUGUUAAGAAUGUUCUUUACUCAAUAAGAGAAGUUACUCUCGAAGCUAUUAAGAUCUACUAUCCAAUUUUAUUUUGCUUAUCUUGUAGGGUGCAUUCAAUAAAUUUCUUACUCAGUGAAGUUUCAA